AUGUCCAACAAGGCUGCUGGCUCCGACCAAAACGUCCGCUUUCUGGUUGCUUGCAUCAACCACAGCACCAACGGAAAGCCAAACUUUGAACUCGUUGCCAAAGAGCUCGACAUCGUGUCCAAGGGCGCUGCAACUAAGCGGUAUGAGCGUCUUCUCAAGUCCAUUGCCAGCGCUCCCAAGCCGACUGCCGCCGCUACCACCACCGCCGACGACGACGAUGGCGAUGAAGCAGAGCCGGCCAAACCACCGGCCAAGAAGCGCAAGGCACCUGCCGCUCCCAAGGCCUCGGCCGUGAAGAAGGCCAAGACGGCUACGCGCGCCAAGAAGCCCCAGGUUAAGGACGAGGGGGAAGAAAAAGAAGAAGAAAAGGUGGACGUCAAGGCCGAGUCUGACUCUUCCCUGUCUGGUACGUGCUACUGA
This is a messenger RNA of Cordyceps fumosorosea ARSEF 2679, 420 nucleotides long. RefSeq lists its product as hypothetical. The transcript is spliced from 3 exons. NCBI's taxonomy places the organism in Eukaryota, Fungi, Ascomycota, Sordariomycetes, Hypocreales, Cordycipitaceae. Bases 1 to 420 code for a protein of 139 amino acids. The record is from RefSeq and is a predicted model, not a curated record.